AAAUUGGAAUUCCAUUUUCUUUCUGUCCUGUGGUCAGAGGACAGAAAACCCCAAGGGUCACAUCAGCAGUGCAAGGGCAAAGUCCAACAUCUCAGGGCUGGUGUUUGGGAUAGGAAUUAGGAGAAUUUUAGGGCACUCGUAACAGGCUCCUAAAGGGGUUUCCCUAGGGGAAAGACCCUGAGGGCCAGCCGGGGGUCACUCCUCCCAGCCCCUCCCUUCUCUAUCCGUGGGGAGGGGCACCACCUUGGCCACGCCCCAUGCCCCACCCCCCAGGGGCUGGGCAGGAGCUUUGCUGGGGACCUUGCCUUGGCUUAGGUGGCAGCUGUGGGCGGGCCCUUGGCCUUUCCAGCUCGGGCCUCCCCCAGCAUUCUAGAGCUUGCAGCCACUGCCUUUGCUGCUGCCACUGCAGGGCUGUCACCUCUCCUUCUCAGCCUCUGACCACCUGCUGCACCCCACCCCCAACCCAGCUGCUCCUGUCACCUGGCCAUGACCUCGGCCCCCCCAGGGACCCUGGCCCAGCCCUGAGCCCUGGAACCCCCAUCCCCUCCCCUGGGCCAUGGCCAACUCAGGCCUUCAGCUCCUGGGCUACUUCCUGGCCCUGGGUGGCUGGGUGGGUAUCAUCGCCAGCACAGCGCUCCCACAGUGGAAGCAGUCCUCCUACGCAGGCGACGCCAUCAUCACCGCCGUGGGCCUCUACGAAGGGCUCUGGAUGUCCUGCGCCUCCCAGAGCACCGGUCAGGUGCAGUGCAAGCUCUAUGACUCGCUGCUUGCCCUGGAAGGUCACAUCCAGUCAGCGCGAGCCCUGAUGGUGGUGGCCGUGCUCCUGGGCUUCGUGGCCAUGGUCCUCAGUGUCGUCGGUAUGAAGUGCACCCGGGUCGGAGAUAGCAACCCCAUCGCCAAGGGCCGAGUGGCCAUCGCUGGGGGUGCCCUCUUCCUCCUGGCGGGCCUCUGCACGUUGACGGCCGUCUCGUGGUAUGCCACACUGGUGACCCAGGAGUUCUUCAACCCCAGCACACCCGUCAACGCCAGGUACGAGUUUGGUCCAGCCCUGUUUCUGGGCUGGGCCGCCGCCGGCCUGGCCAUGCUGGGCGGCUCCUUCCUCUGCUGCACGUGCCAGGAGCCCGAGAGAUCCAACAGCAGCCCGCAGUCCUACCGGCCCGGCCCCUCGGCGGCUGCCCGAGAACCAGUUGUUAAAUUGUCUGCUUCCACCAAGGGCCCCCUGGGUGUGUAGUGUCCAGGUUCCCCAGCCUGGCUCUGUCCCCCUGCCACACCUAGACCCGGUGCUUGGUGUCUUUUGGAAAGAAAAGUGAACAUCCA
Molecule: messenger RNA, 1317 nt
Organism: Eubalaena glacialis (North Atlantic right whale)
Lineage: Eukaryota; Metazoa; Chordata; Mammalia; Artiodactyla; Balaenidae
Gene: CLDN19
Product: claudin 19
Exons: 5
Coding region: 557-1231 (224 amino acids)
Biological process (GO): bicellular tight junction assembly; cell adhesion
Cellular component (GO): bicellular tight junction; plasma membrane
Molecular function (GO): structural molecule activity
Source: RefSeq, a predicted model, not a curated record